UUCAUUUUGACGUUACAUUUCUGUUUAAUUUUUACAAUUAAUUACAUUUAUUUUUGUUAAAUUCAUCAGUGUAUCAUUUUUAAUAGUACAAUAAUUCUUAGAACUUUUGUUAAGAGUUUAAAGUGUACGAAUUCCAUUCUCAUAACUAAAAAUAAAGUUUGGAGUUUUAAUUAGCUGCUUACGUGUGUAAAAGUUUAAUUGUAGAUGCAAAUAAUAAUGCAAUAAAACUCCAUUUUUGCAUUCCACGAAAGAUGAACAACGUAGAUAUGAAUAAGAAACCAGGGAGAACAGGGCCAAGGAUCCGCAUCACGCGACCAGCGCUGCGAAGGACUCCAGAGGAGAAUUUACAGCAAAACCUGGAUCCAAACUUUAUCUACACAUGUCCAUAUUGUUGCGUUAAAUUCACGCAGAACAGCCACUUCUUCCGUCACAUGACGUCGAAUCAUCAGCUGCAACAGAGUCAAGCGACAUACGAAUGCAACGAUUGCCAAAUAAUAUUCAAAAAGAAAAGCAAUUUGGAUAUCCAUUGUCAGACCCAUCAUCAAGUUAAAAGUAAGUCGAAAUGCGAGUCGUGUUCGAUAACAUUCAAGUCGCGAUAUUGUUUACGUCGUCAUUUGAAAUUGAAGCAAAUAUUGGCGGAGAAUUCGUGUGUGAAAUGCCAAAAGAAAUUUACAAGCAAGGAUAGGCUGAACAAGCAUUAUAAUAGUAAACAUACAUACAAACAUAUUACGUUUGAAUGUGACUUCUGUUCGUUGAAAUUUAGGGCGAAACAGUCAUUGAUGAGCCAUUUGAAUCGCAUUCAUAAGAAAUUAUGAUUUUUGUAAGCUUAGUUAAUGUUAAACAUUAUUUUAAAGUCUAUUAAAUGACCCACAGUAAAAAAAAUUAGCUCCAUAAUAUCAUAACAUGAUUUUAUAUUCUAAUAUUACACAAAACUGCUGAUUCUUUUCCAAUCUUAUCAGAUAUUAUUAUUUCAAGUGCUGUCAAUACUACUUAUCGUUUAUUUUUUCUUGUAAGAAAAAAUAAUGCUUAAAUUCUGUACUAACUAACAUAAAUAGAAUUGUGUGUCAACAUUUAUUUAUGUAUUUAUUAAUGUUCUUGCGUACUUUAUAAAUUAUUUAAUUUUAACAUUUCAUUAGUAAAUAAUAUUUACAUUUAGAUUCAUAAAUAGUGUAUUAAACUUUUUUUUUAAUAAUAUAUGAAGUAUGUUAGAAUUAUGAAAAUGAUUGAUUUUAGCAUGUAUUUUAAAGUUUUAAAGUUCAUUAUCAGUUAGCCAUAGUAAAAACAUAAAAACAAUUAAAUAAAGUAAAAUUUGUAACAAAUAUUUAUGAAUAUAAAUGUUUUUAUAAUAAAGAGAUUAUUAAAUAAGUAGUGACUGUAGACAAAGCUAGCUUACAGAGGUUGUCAUCGUACUUAAUACGUAUCUAAAUGUAUUAAUAUCAUCUAUACUAACAAUAUAAAGCUGAAGAGUUUGUUUGUUUGAACGUGCUAAUCUCAGGAACAGUAGUUCCUAAAGAAAGAACAGUAGUUCCGAAAGAAUUUUUCAAAUCGAACAGUAGGUCUUCUUUCGGUGUUAGAUAGCCCAUUCAUUGAGGAAGGCUAUAGACUAUAUAUCAUCACGCUACCGCAACCAAUAGGAGCGGAGCCAUGC
This is a messenger RNA of Colias croceus (clouded yellow), 1648 nucleotides long. Its product is annotated as zinc finger protein 852-like. Gene Ontology annotation, cellular component: nucleus. Bases 252 to 815 code for a protein of 187 amino acids. The record is from RefSeq and is a predicted model, not a curated record. Gene Ontology annotation, molecular function: DNA-binding transcription factor activity, RNA polymerase II-specific; RNA polymerase II transcription regulatory region sequence-specific DNA binding. The transcript has a single exon. Gene Ontology annotation, biological process: regulation of transcription by RNA polymerase II. Lineage: Eukaryota; Metazoa; Arthropoda; Insecta; Lepidoptera; Pieridae.